GUCAAUCUGCAACCCAUGUAUAGACCAACCUCCUAACACUAAGUUUAUUUUUUCACUUUCAAAAAAAGAAGGCUAAGAUACUUUUCCUUAAUUGCUAAAGCUAUGACAGGCAAAACCCCCCAUGCCACCAUUCUUCGAAGUGAAGCCCUCAAGAAGUACAUUUUAGAAACCACAGUUUAUCCAAGAGAACAUGAGUUACUCAAAGAACUUUCGAAGGCCUCAUUCGACAAGUAUAAAGUAGCGAGCUUUAUGGGUCUUCCACAAGAUGAAGCCCAAUUCCUGUCGAUGUUCCUAAAGAUCAUGAAUGCAAAGAAGACAAUAGAGAUUGGAGUUUUCACUGGCUACUCUCUACUGGCUACUGCUCUUGCUUUGCCAGAAGAUGGCAAAAUAAUAGCAAUUGACCCGGACAGAGAAGCAUAUGAGGUUGGAUUACCAUUCAUUAAGAAGGCUGGUGUAGAACAUAAGAUUGAUUUUAUUCAAUCAGAGGCCUUGCCCUUUCUUGAGAAACUUCUCUCUGAGGAAAAAGAAGGGACGUUUGAUUUCGUGUUCAUCGAUGCUGAUAAGGAGAAUUAUCUAAAGUACCAUGAAAAAGUGUUAAAAUUGGUGAAAAUUGGAGGAGUGAUAGGGUAUGACAACACACUAUGGCAUGGGACAGUUGCACUUUCAGAGGAUGAUCCCAUGCCGGAAGGUCUAAGAGCAUUAAGGGAAUUUAUUAUGAAGGUCAACAGCUUUUUACCUACCGAUCCUCGCGUUGAAAUAGCUCAGCUUUCAAUUGGCGAUGGCCUUACCCUUUGCAGGCGUCUCUACUAGCAGCUCUCUGCUGUGAAAAAUGAUUUAUUUGAUAUUAUGGAUGACUGGUCAUAGGGGGAUUACGGACCUCCCUCUAAUUUCUUGUUAAGUUUUUAAUUUCAGUUUCUUCAAUUCCCAUAAAUGCUCAAAAGCAUUGCUUGCUUUAAUUUCGUCUAUUAGCUGAAAGACCUGUAUCAUGCGCGUGUUUGCAAUUUAUAAAAAUUUAUUUCUA
Messenger RNA from Lycium barbarum (goji berry), 1021 nucleotides. RefSeq names its product flavonoid 3',5'-methyltransferase-like. The transcript has 5 exons. The record is from RefSeq and is a predicted model, not a curated record. The coding region runs from base 103 to 810 and encodes 235 amino acids. Gene Ontology annotation, molecular function: S-adenosylmethionine-dependent methyltransferase activity; O-methyltransferase activity. NCBI's taxonomy places the organism in Eukaryota, Viridiplantae, Streptophyta, Magnoliopsida, Solanales, Solanaceae.